Molecule: messenger RNA, 3012 nt
Organism: Dinoponera quadriceps
Lineage: Eukaryota; Metazoa; Arthropoda; Insecta; Hymenoptera; Formicidae
Gene: Rab6
Product: ras-related protein Rab6
Exons: 6
Coding region: 277-906 (209 amino acids)
Molecular function (GO): GTPase activity; GTP binding
Source: RefSeq, a predicted model, not a curated record
GUCACUUCCCAGUUAAACGUGGCCGCCUCGCAAGCUAGGAGUGGCAACCGAAGCGAGCGUCGCGAGCUGUCAAGCGCGGCCACCGUUCUCACACAGCCCGUGAAACAAGAGAGACGGCUUGUCGAAGCGUUUCAUCGUAGCCGGCACAGCGGGUCGCUUAAAUGACUCGACGGAGCGGCCGUUGAGGGAGCGCGUAAUCGGUCACUCGAGUUGUGUUUUCACCCGGACCCGCCGGUCAGGCGCCGCAAGACAGUCACCUCAGGCUGCAAGAAGAACAUGUCGUCUUCGGGCGAUUUCGGGAACCCCUUGCGGAAGUUCAAGCUCGUCUUUCUCGGCGAGCAGAGCGUCGGGAAGACCUCUCUCAUUACACGGUUUAUGUAUGACAGCUUUGACAACACGUACCAGGCUACGAUAGGUAUAGACUUCUUAAGCAAAACUAUGUAUCUUGAGGAUAGAACCGUGAGAUUACAGCUGUGGGACACAGCGGGGCAAGAGCGGUUCCGCUCUCUGAUACCUAGUUACAUCAGAGACUCUACAGUCGCGGUGGUUGUUUACGAUAUUACCAACGCCAACUCGUUUCACCAAACAUCCAAGUGGAUAGACGAUGUGCGGACUGAAAGAGGAAGUGAUGUGAUAAUUAUGCUAGUGGGCAAUAAAACAGAUUUGAGUGAUAAGAGGCAAGUCUCGACGGAGGAGGGCGAGCGGAAAGCGAAGGAACUAAAUGUGAUGUUUAUCGAAACUAGUGCUAAGGCUGGCUACAAUGUUAAACAGCUGUUUAGAAGAGUAGCGGCGGCUUUGCCGGGUAUGGACUCCACCGAAAACAAGCCUCCCGAAGACAUGCAAGAGGUAGUGCUCAAGGACACGCCAAUCGAACUGAAAGCCUCGGAGAGCAGUUGUGCAUGCUAAGUCGUCGUCGGCCUGACGGUAGCAGGGUAUCGAAUCGAAAGAAGCCUUUGAUAAGGCUCCCGAACGGAGCCCGAACCGUCCCAGAGCCGCCUUUGGACCGGUUUAGUGGCUCAUUUCGAGAGCGAUAAACCGAUUUCCCCGCGGGAAAUUUCCAAGGAGACUUCUCACGGUCUUUCAGUAAGAACCCAUUAUUCACAGUGUAAAUAAUAAUAUAUUAGUAUUAAAUAAUGAUAUUAAGCGGUAAUAUCAAUUUAUUAUUAUUUACCCGCGAGAAAGAUAGAGAGAGGGGGGAGAGAGCCGAAUUAUUUUCGAGAGAUCCGUGCGCUGAAGUUGACCCCUUGGAAAUUUUCGUACGGAACACGCAUAUUUACUUAUAUAUCGUGCUAAUAUUAAUAUUAUUAAUUUAUUAAUUCGCGCCUCGCCUUGGAGGGAGUAUAACGAUAUAUCUAUUUCCUUUCGAUGCCCUGAUCGGUAGACAAGACACACUGAGCUAAGUUAUAACUUAUAAGUUAAUGACCUAGGUCGUUAGGGUACUGAUUGCAUUCGGCCUGUGCCUCUCACGAGAGGACCGCGCGGGGGGCCAACGCGCACUGAGCAGCAACGAUUUCUUAUUAAAACCAGGAAAAAACCUACAGCUUCACACACAGUAGCUUUUAAGACUGCUUUUACACAAUGACGUGUUUUCCGUAUGUUAGCCGACUCGUAGAAAGAGCCGUUAACCCUCUCAGCCCUGAUUACGGCCUCUUGAGGCCUUUCAGGCCUCUCGGCCGUAAAUGUGACCUCCUUCUUCCGGCUGCGGCUUUGAUACCUCGCGAGAGAAGCCGUCGAGAUUGAGAGCCGGUCCGCUAAUUAGAAUCGAAUUAAGGAGUUGCGGUGAAAAUUGUGACGUUCCAUUUUGAAAUAAUUUCGCGAUCGUAAUUGUCGGGAUUAUUAACGCACGAUGAUUACAGUCAUUUGGAAACAAUGACUCGCGAUUUUUUGGUUAUUCGCAUUUAUUGAAAUAAUGAUUCGAACAUUUGCCGUAUCUCUUAGUUUCCCGUACGCCGCGGAUAUUUUUCUUCCGGGCGAAGCAUUACCUUCGUUCGCUUUUCCGAGCUUAAUCGAGACUUACUUCACUCUUCUAUGUUAUGUGGAUCAGAGCUACGAGGGUUAAGACGGCCUUUAUGAAUGUCUCAGAGUUCACACUUAAGCCUAUCUCGCUUGUUAAUAUUGAUUGUUUAAUAUUGUAUGUUAUAUUUUUUACGCGUACAGGUAAAUAUACGUCGAUAGUUGCUCAAACUCACGUUAAUUGAUCGAAUGGUACAGCCGUAGUUCUCCGUGUUCUUUAUUUAUCGCAAUUUCUAAGAACCGAAGUAUUGCCCUACGUAUUUUUGCAAUACAUAAGACAAAAUAGACGCAUACGAUACGAUGCUGUGUUAGAAUUCAGGAUAUUUCGCGACAAUUGAAUUGGUUCGGAGAUUACGCGAAUAGCAGACGUUAUAAACACGUUGCGUAAAUGCAGUCACGUAAUCGUGUCAAUAAUAAAUUAACUUAAACGAUCUUUUAAUCGUAACAAAUCAAGCCUCGAGGGCUGAUAGUGCAGAUGCUUGCUCUAUCGGACGUUGUGGAAAAAAGAAAAAAAAAGAAUAUAAUAGCCGUCGCAAUAUAUGUUAACUAUCGCUGAACGAAACUCGAAAUAUAUAUAUAUAAAAUCGAAGACUCGAUGGAGGAUUUGGAGACAAUUUUUCUACGGUAUUUGUGGAUAAUUAGCAGCUAACUAUAUCUCUUUUCUACAAAUACUUUAAGAGUACAAUAAUAUAAACGAACGAUCCUGUAUAGUCUCGGACUUAACCAUGCAUAAUCGAAGCAUUGCAUUUUUGCCUUUUGUUGAGAUCCUUCGUUUGUUCCUUAUUUUCUUGAUCAAUGUAGUUUUGUUCACUUGUACACGUAAACCGCAGGGGAAAGAGAGCAUAUUCCGUCUAAAAUUGUAUAGAACGAUAAUUGGGAUCACGAUAAAAAGGAACUCUAGUUUCCAGUAAGCUAAUUUUAAUUAAUGUCUCGUUUGUUGACAAUUCAUCUACCAUUGUAACGUUUUAAUUUAUAUAAAAAAGAAAUCUGCAAACACUA